Neopelma chrysocephalum (saffron-crested tyrant-manakin) is the source of this 8372-nucleotide messenger RNA. RefSeq names its product ubiquitin protein ligase E3 component n-recognin 3 (gene UBR3). Gene Ontology annotation, molecular function: ubiquitin protein ligase activity; zinc ion binding. The record is from RefSeq and is a predicted model, not a curated record. The transcript has 40 exons. Lineage: Eukaryota; Metazoa; Chordata; Aves; Passeriformes; Pipridae. The coding region runs from base 16 to 5607 and encodes 1863 amino acids. Gene Ontology annotation, biological process: ubiquitin-dependent protein catabolic process via the N-end rule pathway; protein ubiquitination. Gene Ontology annotation, cellular component: ubiquitin ligase complex; cytoplasm.
CCUCGGUGUCCCGUCAUGGCGGGGGCCGGCGCCGGCAGCCGGGACAAGCGGGCGACGGCGGCGCGGCUGAAGGCGGCGCUGGGUGGCGAGGGCGGCGCGGCGGCGGCGGCGGAGCUGCGGGCGCUGCUGGAGCGGGUGCUGGCCCCGGCGGCGGGCCCGGGCGGCGGCGAGUCGGCGGGCGAGGCGCUGGAGUGGUGCCGCUGCCUGCUGUCGGGCGGGGAGCCCUGGGACAGCUUCGUGCAAGCCGUGCGGGCCUACGACCCGGCCACGCUGUGCGGCCUGGUGUGGACCGCCAACUUCGUGGCCUACCGGUGCCGGACGUGCGGCAUCUCGCCCUGCAUGAGCCUGUGCGCCGAGUGCUUCCACCAGGGCGAGCACGCCGGGCACGACUACAACAUGUUCCGGAGCCAGGCGGGGGGCGCCUGCGACUGCGGCGACAGCAACGUCAUGCGGGAGGCCGGGUUUUGUAAGAGACACCGGAUUAAAUCAAAUUCAAAUGUUCCAUGUGUCCCAAAAGACUUGUUGAUGAUGUCAGAAUUAGUUCUUCCGCAGUUCAUCUUUAGUCUUAUUCAGCACUUAAGAGAGGGAUAUAAUGAGCCUGCUCUUGAUCUGCCGUCAGAGAAGGACCUUCAUAAAAUCCUCCAGGUUUUGGAGCCUCAUGUUUCCUUUCUAGAAGACUUGACCAAAAUGGGAGGAGCAAUGAGAUCGGUUCUUACCCAGGUUUUGACUAGCCAACAGUUCUACAAAGAUCUUAGCUCUGGUAUUGGAGAGAAUGCAUGCACAAAGAAAAGUCACGAAAAGUAUCUCAUUGCUUUGAAAGGCUCUGGACUGGCAUUUCCCGAGGAUAAAAUUGCAUGUGGUAUGCAGGAACAAGGAGCUGGAACUAGUACAUUAGCUGUUCAAGGUUUAGCAGGUGCUACAGCAGCAUCAGGACAAGGAGAUUCUUCAGAUGAGGAGGACCAGGAUGGUAGCCAAGGUGUGGGAAAGCGCAAGAGGGUGAAACUAAGCAGCACCACCAAAGAUCAAUCUAUCAUGGAUGUUUUGAAGCAUAAAUGUUUUCUAGAAGAAUUAUUAUUUUGGACAAUAAAAUAUGAGUUUCCACAGAAGAUGGUGACUUUCUUACUCAACAUGCUACCAGAUCAAGAUUAUAAGAUUGCUUUUACAAAAACUUUUGUUCAGCAUUAUGCUUUUAUUAUGAAAACACUGAAGAAAAGCCAUGAAUCAGACACAAUGUCUAAUAGAAUUGUGCAUAUCAGUGUUCAGUUGUUCAGCAAUGAAGAACUAGCACGCCAAGUAACAGAAGAAUGCCAACUGCUGGAUAUUAUGGUCACUGUUCUGUUGUACAUGAUGGAAAGUUGCCUUAUUAAAAGUGAAUUGCAAGAUGAAGAAAAUAGUUUACAUGUUGUGGUGAAUUGUGGGGAAGCACUACUGAAGAAUAAUACCUACUGGCCCCUGGUUAGUGAUUUUAUAAACAUACUUUCACACCAAAGUGUGGCAAAGAAAUUUUUGGAAGAUCAUGGUCUUUUGGUAACAUGGAUGAAUUUUGUAUCAUUUUUUCAAGGUAUGAAUUUAAAUAAACGAGAAUUAAAUGAGCAUGUGGAGUUUGAAUCGCAGACAUACUAUGCUGCCUUUGCUGCUGAGCUGGAAGCCUGUGCCCAGCCAAUGUGGGGUCUUCUGUCACACUGCAAAGUCAGGGAAACACAGGAAUACACACGGAAUGUUGUCAGAUACUGCCUUGAAGCGCUUCAGGACUGGUUUGAUGCUAUCAACUUUGUAGAUGAGCCAGCUCCUAACCAAGUUACUUUCCAUUUGCCAUUGCACCGUUACUUUGCCAUGUUUUUAAGUAAGGCUGUCAAAUGCCAAGAACUAGAUCUGGAUACUAUCUUGCCAGAUCAGGAGAUGCUGAUGAAACUAAUGAUUCACCCGCUUCAGAUUCAGGCAAGUCUUUCUGAAAUUCACAGCAACAUGUGGGUUAGGAAUGGUCUUCAAAUUAAAGGACAGGCCAUGACUUACGUGCAGUCCCAUUUCUGCAAUUCCAUGAUUGAUCCUGAUAUUUACUUGCUGCAAGUCUGUGCCUCUAGACUGGACCCAGAUUAUUUUAUUUCAUCUGUUUUUGAAAGAUUUAAGGUGGUAGAUCUAUUAACGAUGGCAUCACAGCAUCAAAAUACAGUUCUUGACUCAGAGCACGAAAGGUCCAUGCUGGAAGGAGCCUUAACAUUUUUGGUCCUUCUGUUAAGUCUUCGUUUACAUUUAGGAAUGACAGAUGAUGAGAUCCUCAGAGCAGAGAUGGUAGCCCAACUCUGUAUGAAUGACAGGACACACAGUUCAUUAUUGGAUCUCAUUCCAGAAAACCCCAAUCCCAAAAGUGGUAUUAUUCCAGGAAGUUUAAGCUUUGAAUCAGUCCUGUCAGCUGUUGCUGACUUUAAAGCUCCUGUUUUUGAACCUGGAGGUUCCAUGCAACAAGGAAUGUAUACACCUAAAGCUGAAGUUUGGGACAAGGAGUUUGACCCUGUCAUGGUAAUACUUCGAACAGUUUACCGUAGAGAUGUGCAGUCUGCAAUGGACAGAUAUACAGCAUUUUUAAAGCAAAGUGGUAAAUUCCCUGGAAACCCAUGGCCUCCGUACAAGAAGAGAACACCACUACACCCAAGUUACAAAGGUCUCAUAAAGCUUUUGCACUGUAAAACCCUGCACAUCGUGCUCUUCACACUUCUUUACAAGAUAUUAAUGGAUCAUCAGAAUUUAUCAGAGCAUGUGCUUUGCAUGGUUUUGUAUUUGAUUGAGCUGGGGUUGGAAAAUUCUCCAGAACAAGAAUCAGAUGAAGAGGAAUCUGCAGGUGGACAAGAGCGUUGCCAUGAUAGUUGGUUUCCAGGUAGUAACUUGGUUUCUAACAUGCGUCACUUCAUUAACUAUGUCCGAGUAAGAGUACCAGAAACUGCUCCAGAGGUGAAGAGGGAACCACCUGCAAGUACGAGUUCCGAUGGUUUGGCUUCGUCACAAAGUUCAAGGCGGAAGAGCCUCCAGAGAGAGAAUUCAGGAACAGCUCAAGUGUUCAGUUUGGUCGCAGAACGUAGGAAGAAAUUUCAGGAGAUCAUCAAUCGGAACACCAGUGAGGCAAAUCAGGUGGUUCGGCCCAAAACGUCCAUGAAAUGGUCAGCACCUGGUGCAACUCCACAGCUAACCACAGCCAUUCUAGAAGUCAAGGAAAGCAUACUGUCCUUGCUGAUUAAAUUGCAUCACAAACUCUCAGGAAAACAAAACUCUUACUAUCCUCCGUGGUUGGAUGAUGUGGAUGUUUUAAUCCACCCAGAAAUUCCAAGAUACUCUCACGGUGAUGGAAUGACGGCAGUAGAAAGAAUUUUAUUGAAAGCUGCUGUACAGAGCAGAUUGAAUAAACGUAUAAUUGAAGAGAUAUGCAGGAAGGUGACACCUCCUGUCCCACCAAAAAAGAUUAGUUCUGCAGAGAAGAAAACUUUGGAUAAAGAAGAAAGACGUCAGAAGGCUAGAGAAAGGCAACAGAAACUGUUGGCUGAAUUUGCCUCAAGGCAGAAAAGCUUCAUGGAAACUGCCAUGGAUGUUGAAUCUCCAGAUGUUGAUGUCGCCAUGGAGGUAGCUACAUCUGAACAGCACGUUUCUGAGGCAAUAUAUGAUUGUGUUAUUUGUGGACAAAGUGGACCUUCUACUGAAGACAGACCUACAGGACUAGUUGUACUAUUACAAGCAUCCUCAGUGUUGGGGCAGUGCCGCAAUAGCACUGAACCAAAGAGACUGCCAACUACCGAGGAGGAGCAAAUAUAUCCUUGGGAUACCUGUGCAGCCCUGCAUGACGUGAGGCUUUCAACUUUACAGAGAUACUUCAAAGAUAGUUCCUGUCUGCAAGCAGUGUCAAUAGGCUGGGAAGGAGGUGUUUAUGUACAAACAUGUGGUCACACUUUACACAUAGAUUGUCACAAAUCUUACAUGGAAUCUUUACGGAAUGACCAAGUCCUCCAGGGUUUUUCAGUGGACAAAGGAGAAUUUACCUGUCCCCUCUGUAGGCAGUUUGCUAACAGUGUUCUUCCUUGUUAUCCUGGAAACAACGUGGAGAGAAGUGUUUGGCAAAGUCAUAGUAACAAGUGUAUGCAAGACCUUGUACAAGAGGUGGAAGAUCUUCAAGAACAGCUGGGAACUUUCCCAGUAAGCAUCAGUUCUGAAACCAAUCUCAGUAAAGAAAUGGAAUCUGUAAUGAAAGAUAUAAAAAGUACCACACAGAAGAAGUAUACAGAUUAUAGUAAGAGUCCUGGAUCACCUGACAACGAUUUCCUGUUCAUGUAUUCUGUAGCCAGAACAAACUUGGAACUUGAACUGGUCCAUCGAGGAGGAAAUUUGUGUUCAGGAGGUGCAAGCACAGCUGGGAAAAGAUCAUGUUUAAAUCAGCUGUUCCACGUUUUGGCCAUGCACAUGCGCCUCUACAGUAUAGACUCUGCAUACAAUCCCUGGAGAAAACUAACCCAGCCGAUGCAGGAUAAAAAUUCAGAGCUGGUAAGUGAAGAGCUGCCAGAAGUUCCUGUGCUUUACAGAGAUGUCUCGUCCCUUUUACUUAUCCAGAUUUUAACCAUGCCUCAACCAUUGCACAAAGAACACUUCACCUGCAUUGUAAAAGUGCUGUUCACUUUAUUGUAUACUCAAGCCUUGGCAGCAAUUUCUGUUAAAUGUGGUGCUGAAGAUAGGCUGGCAUGGAAAGAGGCAGGAGCUCUGAAAAAGAAUACAUCCAGUGGAGAAAAAUCUUGGGAAGUAUUGCUGGGUCAUGUGAUUAGUGAGCUGUCUAAGGGGAAGAUAUAUGAAGAAGGAGACACCGAAGAAUUAGCAGUGGUAAAUCCGGAUUCUGUAGAGCGUGAUCUCCAGCAGUUCUGCCUGCCUUUCCUCAGGAUCACAAGCCUUCUUCAACACCAUCUUUUUGGAGUGGAUUUGCCUAGUUGUCAGGAAGAGGAAGAAUUCACAGUUCUUGCAAGCUGCCUGGGUCUGUUACCAUCUUUUCAGUCAGCUCACCAGUUCACCAGUGCCUCUUGUCUCGAUUGGCCAGUGCCAGCAUUUGACAUGAUAUCACAGUGGUGCUCAGAAUUGGCUUCAUUUGCUGAUAGACAUCCAGAUCAAGUAAAGGCUUUGCUUAUCCAGGAGCCUAAAUGGGACUUGCCACGCCUCCUUCAGUUGCCUGAGAAUUAUAAUACUAUUUUUCAGUAUUAUCACAGAAAGACUUGUUCUGUUUGUACCAAGGUUCCUAAAGAUCCUGCUGUUUGUCUAGUUUGUGGUACUUUUGUAUGCUUGAAAGGACUAUGUUGCAAACAACAGAGUUACUGUGAAUGUGUACUGCAUUCUCAAAACUGUGGAGCUGGGACAGGAAUAUUUCUUUUGAUUAACGCAUCUGUUAUCAUCAUCAUACGAGGCCAUCGUUUUUGCCUUUGGGGUUCUGUUUAUCUAGAUGCACAUGGUGAAGAAGACAGAGAUCUUAGGCGUGGUAAACCCCUCUACAUAUGCAAGGAAAGAUACAAAGUGCUUGAGCAGCAGUGGGUGUCUCAUACUUUUGAUCAUAUCAAUAAAAGAUGGGGGCCACAUUAUAAUGGCUUGUAAAUCAUCAUCAUCAUCUACACACCAUAUCACUGCUGUUACCAUGAAUGAAUGCAUCGUGACUGACAAUAGCUUUAACCGAAUUGGAGUUUGGCUCUUUGGCGCGGGGUGAAGUGGGGUAUGGGCAUAAAAGGGAAAUGGAACUUUGUCAACAUGUGAAAUCUUUGCAAAACGAGCUGUUGUUGCUACUAAAGAAUGUUAUAAUAAUUGAAAUUAAAUCCUCAAAAUGGUGUGAGCAAUCUGAUUGCACUCAGUAGUCCAUUUUGCUUGUGUUUUUUUAAAGCCCAUUAUUGUUAAGAAGCACAAAUUUUACUUAGAGUUAUUUAGAGGCUCCAGGGGUAGCUGUCAGGUUUUUAUUUUUCUCUGCAUGGAGUUGAGUUUUUAGCAAUUUUUGCUGAAACUGUGUAUAUGUCUACUACAUUUACUAAAUAUGUUGGAUAAAAUUUCUUUGCCUUUUUUGUGUUGGCUUCAGGUUUUUGCUUGAUACGCAUUUGUAAUUAGACAGGUCUGUAAAACGAUUGUGAGACUGCAUGGUAACAAUCGGUAUGAAAGCUGAAUUUUAAAGAGAAUUUCACUUAUAAGAGGUCUAUUGAAAUAUUUCAGGCAUUACUGAAAAUGUAUGCAUUCUCAGGAAAUUCAUAAUUUUUUUUCUCCAUGAAUAAAUGAAAUAGCUGUACAUUAGGUUUCUUAUUGCUCUUAAUCUAAUCCAGAACACACAUUCUGUCUUCUUUUUUUUUUUUUCCAGAAAGGACAUUUUUUUUCAUAUAAAUUGAAUAAACUUUUAGUGAUAACAUACAGAAAUAUAACAUACAGAAAUUGCUGUAUAUAGAGAAUUUGUAUGGUGCCCGACAUAGCAGAUCCCAGUUAUAAGCAUAAUGACCAUAAGCCUCCUGUCAUUCCAAACCAGAUGUAUGUUUCAGAAUGAUUGGAUUGGGAAUGUGCAGGCUAUUAAGUGAAACAUAAUUUUGUACCUCUGCUGUCAUUUCAGGAGGUUCCUCUAUAUUGUAUUUGUUUAAAGUAAUCACUGUUCUUUCUGCUUGGUUUCCUAAAAAAGGAAAAAUAAAUAAAGAGAAAAAUCAACAGAGGUAGCCUGGAUGAACAACCAAUGCAUGUGCAGCCUCACUGGAUGAAUGCCAAAAGAGUUUAUGCUUAGAGGACUAAGAAAUUCAUGAGAACAGGCAUGACUGGGCUAAACCCCACAGUGUAAGUAGGUAGGAAAGAUUAUAGUUAAGAUACUGGUAUGUAAUAUAUUGCUACUAAUGUUUUUCACAAGUGUUGGACAUUCGUUGGCUAUUUCAUACAGUACUACCAAGCAGUUCCUGGUAGUUUUGACUUUCAUAGCUUGCGUGUAAAAUAAAAUUUAUAUGUGUAAAAUAAAAACAUCUUAUGAUAAAACCACAUAUACAAAGAAAAGAGUUCCCCAGUGGAAGUCAUUACCUAGUGAAAAGUGUAUAGGGGAAAUAAAAUUACUGUAUAGCAAUCAAGAACAGACCGAAGGAAAAGUAAGUAAAUACAAUGAGUUUUUCUGAAUAUCUGCAAUUUGAAAACCCUACAAUAAAGGAUGCUGGUUUUUAUACAUACAUAUAAAUAUAUAUAUAUAUUUCAAAAGAAUUACAGUACUUCCUGUAAGAUUAGAAUUACUCUGUUUCACCAACUAAAUGGCUGUGUCUUUUCCAAAAUAGUACUUUUUUGAUACUGUAUUAUAAGUUCUGCCUGUGAUAUUUUUGCAUUGCUCACUAUGAAUAUCAGGCCAUUUUGUAAAUGUGGUUAAAGAGCAAAAAGAUUCUUUACAUUGCCAGCAUAAUAUUAUUACAGGGCUCCUGAACUUGAGUACAUCUGUAGUUUGAAGCUCCAAUGCUAUAUAUACAAGAGAUAAUGUGUCCGAAAUUUGAUUACUGUGUUUUAUUUAAAAUGGAAUGUUCUCUGGUUGUGCAUAUGGAUGUGAAGUAAAACUAUUAGCCUUAACUUUAACAUCUGGGUAUUUCAUAGUGUUUAUUAUAGUACUGGUGAAUUAGUCACCAGUCGAUUUAAAAACAACAACAACAACAAAAAAUUACUUGGUUGAAAAAUUGUACUUGAAUAUCCUUGCAUGCUGCUAAACAAGAAUUUUUAUUUCCCCCAUAACUUUUUUAAUCCUACUUUGUUAAGCUAACCUUGAAAAAUAACAGGUCCAAACUAGAGUGGUGUGUGCGUGUAUUACUCAAAUAUUCUGAUGUGAUAUCCUGUAUGAAUGAUCAUUUAAGUACAGUACAUUACUGUAGAAUCUAAAUCAACCUUGAUAACACAUCAGAAGAUUAUAAAACUAGGAAUACAGUAAUCGGCAUUGUAAGAUAUGUUAAUAAAAGUCUACUGUCAAUCUGUGUGUUCAUGAAUUUUUUUCUCUCUAUCCCAGUCAUCCAAAAUGACAUUGAAUUCCACCCAAUAGCCAGGCAAUUAUUUAAAUGUUGAAAGCUUAUGCAUGCAAAAUACUUUGCAUAGACAGUAAACCUGGUAUGUGUUUUGUUACUUACAGUCAUGUAUUUUGUAUUAGUAAUUUGGAUUAUUUUACUCAUAAGUAUAGCACUUAAAGUUGUGCUUAAUUUUAUGCCAGCUAUUACAGCAUUGCUGCUGCAAAAUGCUGAAGUUAAAAUGUUGAGUUGAGAAACUGUACUUCUGGGAUAACUGUGCUUGAUCUUUUCUGUCAAAUCUGUUUCUGGAAUAACUAUUUCUUUGAUUUGAUGAAUGUACAUAUUUAUGUAUUAAAUUUUUCCUUUUCUUUUGACCUUUGA